GCACCGGCACCCAAUUGACAAUGCUGGUUUGUUUUCCUACAUGACGUUUUCUUGGCUUUCUCCUUUGGCAAGAUUAGCCUACAAAAAAGGAGAACUGCUGAUUCAAGAUGUGUGGCCUUUGUCAACUCAAGAUUCUUCCGAGGUUAACUGCAGAAGGUAUGGAAUGCUUGCAAUGCUACCAAUUAACCUCUGCAAGCCCCCCGCCCCCAAGGCUAUUGAUGCCUUUAAAAAAUACGGCCCCAUUUUCGUGAANACUAGUGCAGUGUUUAACUCUGUACUUUCUCUCAAGCAGGUGGAUUGCCAAGAUGCCUUGGAAACCGCCGCCCGGGCAGAAGGUCUUCCUUUGGAGAGCUCCGCAGAUUCUCACCUACGAGUGCUGGACGAAGAGCACCCCAAAGGGAAAUAUCACUAUGGCUUCAGUCUGAUGAAACCCAUCCGGACUACUUCCAAGCGUUUAUGGUGAAACAUCUUCUCGAAUACACUCAGAAAAUGGAACCCAGCCUACAAUACAGCCUGUUGUUAGUUUUGGGCCUCUUAAUAACCGAAGUAGUGCGUUCCUGGUCUUUGGCAUUAACGUGGGCUUUAAACUAUCGCACUGGGGUCAGACUGCGUGGAGCUAUCCUUACAAUGGUUUUCAAGAAAAUACUCAGACUGAAAAAUAUCAAGGAGAAAUCUUUGGGUGAGCUCAUAAAUAUGUGCUCCAAUGACGGCCAGAGAAUGUUCGAAGCUGCAGCUGUGGGUAGCUUGUUGGCUGGAGGUCCUAUCAUUGCCAUUCUUGGCAUGGUUUACAUCGUUGUCAUUCUUGGGCCAACAGGCUUCCUAGGUUCAGCUGUUUUCAUCCUCUUCUAUCCUGCAAUGGGGAAACUUGUUGGGAUAUGUGGCAGCGUGGGGAGUGGGAAAACCUCCCUCAUUUCAGCCAUUUUGGGACAGAUGACGUUAUUGGAAGGCAGCAUUGCUGUGGAUGGAAACUUUGCUUACGUGGCCCAGCAGGCCUGGAUUCUCAAUGCCACGCUUAGAGACAACAUCCUUUUUGGGAAGGAGUUUGAAGAAGAAAGGUACAAUAUGGUGUUGAAUGAUUGCUGUCUCCGACCUGAUCUGGCUAUCCUGCCAAACGGGGAUCUGACCGAGAUUGGUGACCGGGGCGCAAACUUGAGUGGGGGGCAGCGCCAACGGAUCAGCAUUGCCCGCGCGCUGUACAGCGACAAGAGCAUCUUCAUCCUCGAUGACCCUUUGAGUGCCUUAGAUGCCCAUGUUGGAAACCACAUCUUCAACAGUGCCAUCCGAAAGCACCUGAAGUCCAAAACGGUUCUUUUCAUCACACAUCAGCUCCAGGUUAAUUUAAAGAAGACUGCAAACAGUUCAUUGAAAAGACUCCCAGAGAAAGGCACCAAAACGGGAUCUGUGAAGAAAGAGAAAGUGGUUAAGAAGGAAGAAGUUCAGCUGAUGCAAGUGGAAGAGAAAGGCAAAGGUUCUGUUCCCUGGUCGGUUUAUUGGGUCUACAUCCAAGCAGCUGGAGGCCCAGUCGCUUUCCUGACCAUUAUGACCCUCUUCAUAUUGAAUGUGGGCAGUAUGGCCUUCAGCAACUGGUGGCUGAGCUACUGGAUCAAAGAAGGCAGUGGGAACACUACUUUGACGCUGGGGAAUGAAACCGUGGUGAGCGACAGUAUGAAGGAUAACCCUCACAUGCGUUACUAUGCUGGCAUUUAUGCACUCUCCAUGGGAGUCAUGCUGAUUCUGAAGGCUGUCCGGGGCGUUGCCUUUGUCAAGGGGACAUUGCGGGCCUCAUCCAGGCUGCAUGAUGAACUCUUCCGACGGAUUCUUCGUAGUCCAAUGAAGUUUUUUGACACCACACCUACGGGGCGGAUUCUCAACAGGUUCUCCAAAGAUAUGGAUGAAGUGGAUGUCCGCCUGCCUUUUCAAGCUGAAAUGUUCAUACAGAAUGUCAUCCUGGUGUUCUUCUGCGUGGGAGUGAUCUCUGGUGUCUUCCCAUGGUUCCUAAUGGCAGUGGGGCCCCUGGUGGUUCUUUUCACCAUUCUGCAUGUUGUGUCCAGAGUCUUCAUUCGGGAAUUGAAACGACUGGACAACAUAACUCAGUCUCCAUUUCUUUCUCACAUCACUUCGAGCAUUCAAGGUCUCUCUACCAUCCAUGCCUACAAUAAAGGAGAGGAAUUCCUAUACAAAUACCAACAACUGCUGGAUGAUAACCAGGCUCCCAUCUACUUGUUCAGCUGUGCGAUGCGCUGGCUGGCUGUCAGGCUGGAUAUUGUCAGCACUGCCCUCAUUACAAUCACUGGCUUAAUGAUCGUCUUAAUGCACGGCCAGAUCCCGCCCGCCUACGCUGGGCUCGCCAUCUCGUAUGCCGUUCAGUUAACGGGACUGUUCCAGUUUACCGUCAGGUUGGCUUCAGAGACGGAGGCCCGCUUUACAUCUGUGGAAAGAAUUGACCACUACAUCAAGGUAUUUAAACAUUCUGUCCGUUGCCCAAUAUUUUCUCCAAACCACGCAUUUGACCUUGUUCUGUUUGCUUCGUUCUCACUUAAGAUUUCUCAGCUGCCCAUGAAACUUGAAUCCGAAGUGAUGGAAAAUGGGGAAAAUUUCUCCGUCGGGGAGAGGCAGUUGCUUUGCAUCGCCAGAGCCUUGUUGCGUCGUUGUAAGAUCUUAAUCCUGGAUGAAGCGACGGCUGCCAUGGACAACGAGACCGAUACACUAAUCCAAGAGACGAUCAGAGAAGCCUUUGCGGACUGCACCAGGCUGACAAUCGCUCAUCGUCUGCAUACGGUUCUGGCCUCUGACCGGAUCAUGGUACUGAUGCAAGGACAGGUGGUGGAAUUCGACACUCCGGCUGCUCUUCUGUCCAAUGACAAUUCCCGCUUCUACGCCAUGUUUGCGGCUGUAGAAAACAAGGUUGCUGUAAAGGGCUAAAAUUCAGGGCAAAGUCACUUUAUUAUGGAGUGUAAUCCUCCUCUGCCUGUGGCAGGGACGUUCCUCCCUCCAUUUUCAUGUCUUUCAAGCAGGUUGUCUUUUCAACUUUUAAUAUAUAUUUUUUUUAGGAUCGUGGGUCAGGAUUGAGUUCUUCUUUUUGUCGGGGGGUGGGGGGGAAGCACUACAAGGAAGAUUCUUCAUAGUUUUUAUUAUGGUAUUUAUUUCGUAUUCUUCUUACUAAUUUUUUUGCUAUUAAAUGCACUCUACGAAGUGGCUCAGGGAGCCAUGUUAUAAAUGUAUCCAGAGGCCUAUAUUGAAGCUUUAUACAUGUAGCUAUAUCUAUACAGAAUUCUGUACAUAGCCUAUAUUUACAGUGGAAAUGUAAGCUGUUUAUUUUAUAUUAAAAUGAGCGCUGUGGUUAAUACCAGUGCAUAUUCUUUUCUAUCCUAUUUUUUCCCCCUCUGUACCGUUUUAGUGGGGUUGGGAGCCUGGCUUGGGGCUCUUUCCACUCACCCCUAAGUUCCGGGUGGAAAUGAAAGUUUCGUGUAACUCCCCCUCCCUCUCCUAUUGUCAUCAUUCCCAUGUAAGGCAUGUGGGACAAGACAGCAGUCAAAGAAGACCCUUGACAAUUGUUAAGACAGGAGCCACAGUUUCUCAUGGUACUGUGCCCUGGAGGGCUUUAACAUUCCCCUCCCUUGGGGUGGUUUCGUUAGCAAAUACUUAACUAUAGCAGGAAGUGAAGGGCCCAUCACAAAACUCAGGUAGCUUUGAACCCAGUGCAUUCACCUGGGUGCACACAAUGACACCGUCAGUCGGCUGGCUGUUAUUUCAUCCAACACGGUCAAGCCACUCCCAUUUUGCUAAGCAAAAGAACCUCUCCAAAGCAUAUGCAGCAGGGAUCUCCAAAGCGGGCAACUUUUCAGACUUGUGGACUUCGACUCCCAGAAUUCCUCCGCCGGCCAUAUUGUCUGGGGAAUUCUGGGAGUUAAAAGUCCGCAGAUCUUUUCCCAUGACGUACAGCGUUAUUCCCAAGCUGUCACAGCUAAAUCUUUUUUUUAGACUGGACCCUGCUACUUCCUACGGCGUUUCUCUGCCGAGAUGCAGACUUUUGAGAUAUUCACGUUUAUUUCGGAAAAGUUCUCCAGACACUUUGGUACUUUUUAAAAUCGUUAUUCAUUCACCCGACUGUAUGUGCACAAAAUUUUGCUCUUGCAUACUCAUUAAUGGAACUAUUACAUCCUCAGCAUCUUGCAGCUUUUAGCAGGCACCUGAUCAGGUUCUGACACUGGUGUAGGGAAUUUCGUUUUCUAAUUGUAAAGAGGCCUACCUCAGGUUGCUGGUCCUGUGUCGUACGUUACCAUGGUUACUGUACACCAUCUGUGUUGUAUGGGACCGGUAGCCCAGACGGGCGUGGUCAGUCUCGUAAUAGCUGUUUCGAUCGGUCAGCACUGCAUGUUUGUUGGUCUGUUUUUGUCCAGCUGGACAUUUUAUAGCCUUAGCAUGUUUGCAAAUUGUCUUGUCGAGACGGACAUCUGCAAAACUGAAUAAAAAUUAUUUUGGUUUUUGUAAA
Molecule: messenger RNA, 4492 nt
Organism: Thamnophis sirtalis
Lineage: Eukaryota; Metazoa; Chordata; Lepidosauria; Squamata; Natricidae
Source: RefSeq, a predicted model, not a curated record